Messenger RNA from Photinus pyralis (common eastern firefly), 1805 nucleotides. RefSeq lists its product as uncharacterized. The record is from RefSeq and is a predicted model, not a curated record. The transcript is spliced from 6 exons. Gene Ontology annotation, biological process: stabilization of membrane potential; potassium ion transmembrane transport. Gene Ontology annotation, cellular component: membrane. The coding region runs from base 87 to 1760 and encodes 557 amino acids. Gene Ontology annotation, molecular function: potassium ion leak channel activity. NCBI's taxonomy places the organism in Eukaryota, Metazoa, Arthropoda, Insecta, Coleoptera, Lampyridae.
AAUACCUCACUUCGGGCAAGAAUGUCGGCCAGACACUUUCCUACGUUUAUUGCGGCGUUUACGUCGGCGACGCCCGCGAAAAAACAAUGUCCGGCUACUACGAUCCGGAGGGCCUGGAACAGCUACCUCCGAGCACCUGCAAUCGCAUCGUUUGCUACGCGUGGAAGACGAUCACGUUUUUAAUUUCGCACAUCACCCUCAUAACGGUCGUGGUCGCGUACUGUCUUGGAGGUGCUAAGAUGUUCGAGUCCUUGGAGAAGGAACACGAGAUUCAGGUGAAGAACAACAUCAGCAUCAUCCGCCAGAACAUCACGAACCACAUUUGGAACUUGACCAAGUAUGACGUUGUUUACCUGGAAAAGGAGCUGUUCACGAAUAGGACGAAGGCGUACCUUCGGGAUUUCGAAGCGGCGAUCUUCACCGCGAUGACCAAGAACGGAUGGGACGGCAAUGAGAAACAGAACGAAACCCAGUGGACCUUCGAAGGUGCACUGUUUUACUCUAUUAUCGUGAUUACGACAAUUGGGUAUGGCCACAUCGCGCCCAAGACGGACUGGGGGAAAGUCGCGACGAUAUUCUACGCCAUUUUGGGCAUACCUCUUAUGCUUUUGUGCCUGUCGAACGUUGGCGAUAUCUUGGCGACCUCGUUUCGGUUUCUCUACUGGAAGAUUUGCUGUUACGUGUGCACCAAGAGGCCGCGACGAAGACGUAACCGUCGCCAUACGUCGAGGAGUAGAGACACCAGAUUCGGCCGGUCGCGGACUGCUUCCUUCAGAAGAUCCGUGCGAAACUCCACGCGUUCGGCUGACAGCGGUUUUGGCUUCUCGGAGACCGUUCCGUCUUCCUACUCGGACCCGGAUUUGAGUAGGUACCAUGAUGAACACCCUCGCUCACAUGCACGCGGGCUUAGCGUGCCCCCACGGAUUCGGUCACCGAGCAAGCAUCCCCAGGUGGCUGAGAGCAAACGGCCUUCCAAGUACCAACGUGCCAGUUCCCUGGACCGCAAGCGCGCCCCAAGGCAGCUGGAAGCCAGCCUAGAGCCCUUCAUCUUGGCAAACGCCCCAGUGCUCUGCAACAGAUACGUCAUCGACCUGGAGGAGCCCAAGAUUUCAGCGUCAUGCAGCAGAAGAAGCAGGAACCUCCAGAGGCAAACGCCUCCGAUUCAAGGCAGGCGUACCGCCUCCACCCCCAGGUCUCGCUAUUUAGAACCCCCGAUUACAAACCGCGAACCCUCCCCGGAAUCGCUCGACUCCAUUAAAUUCAGCAGCCGUCGUAGACGCCCUCCGUACAGCCCCAGCCCCAAGAUAAUGUCACCGCUCGGUUUCGGGACCCGUCAGCGCUACACCGACGAAAUGGAAUCCGACCAGGACUACCCGGACGACGACUACUACGACAUGGGCCUCAUACGCACGAAGCCGGUCCCGAUCUGGCUCUGCGUCCUCCUCGUGCUCAGCUACAUAAUCGCCGGCAUGUUCCUCUUUCACUACUGGGAGGGCUGGGAUCACCUGGACGCCGCCUAUUUCUGCUUCAUCACGCUGACGACGAUCGGUUUCGGCGACUUCGUGCCGUCGAGCAACAAGACCACGAACAACGAGGCCAAGGUCAGCAUCGCGUUCUGCUCGUUGUACCUGCUGUUCGGGAUCUCCCUGCUCGCGAUGAGCUUUAAUCUCGUGCAGGAGGAGGUGCUGGCGCACGUGCGGCGCAUUGCCAAAACGCUGGGGAUUAUUAAAAAGGAGACGCGCGAGGAGGAAGUGGAGUGAUUGUGUUGCCAAUGUUUUGUAAUAAAAUUCUCUGUUAUUGAUGCA